AUCAUGAAGUGACAAAUCUUAAGAAAAUACCUUGAAUGUCUUCGCUCUCUCUUCUUGCUAUUUCCUCCCUCUUUCCUUUCCUGCAGCAUAUUCUUAUUGAUAGUAUUGUCUUUGCCCUCCUCAUAGCUGUAGCUAUAUAUAUGCAUUGCACAGCGCCUGAGUCCUGAAAAUUCAGAAAGAUUAUUUGCUCUACUACUUCCAAGCCUUUUUAUCUUCAUCAACAAUGGACUCAACGUGGGUGAACACUUCUCUCGGCCUUAAUCUUGUUCCGUUAUGCAGUGCCGAUGAUCAUCAAGCUCCUGCCACUAUGCAACACGAGCUUGAACGGGAUUAUGCUCAAUUCCAAGGGAAUAACGCAUUGGUGAAAGAAGAGCAGGUAGCUAGUCAUCAUGAUGUGUGGGCUGAAGAGUUGAAUAGGAUAAGUGUGGAGAACAAGAAGCUGACUGAGACGCUAACUGCCCUCUGCGAGAAUUACAACUCUUUGCAAUCCCAUCUGAGAGAAUUGAUGAUCACCAAGCAGCAGCAAAACAACUCAUCUGAUAUUUAUAGGAAGCGAAAGGCAGGCAGUGAAGACUACAACAACGUGAUUGGAUUAAUUAGUCCCGGGACUAAUACUGACACCAGCUCCAUCAGUGAUGAUCAAGAGUACUCAUGCAAGAGGCCAAAGGAGCACACCAACUUAAAGAUUUCUAGGGUAUAUGUUCGCACCGAUGCAUCCGAUACACGCCUGAUUGUGAAGGAUGGAUACCAAUGGAGAAAAUAUGGUCAGAAGGUCACAAGAGAUAACCCGUCACCUAGGGCUUACUACAAGUGUUCCUUUGCCCCAAGUUGCCCUGUUAAAAAGAAGGUGCAAAAAAGUGCUGAAAAUCCAUGCGUACUGGUAGCUACAUAUGAAGGAGAACACAACCACAUGCACCCUGAAAGCCGAGCUGAAAUUACACUAAUAGCCCCAGUAUCUCCAAAUCAGAACCAGCAGCUUAUUACUAGUACUCCACUUUCCGUUUCACCAUCCAUGGCAAAGAGAUCUGCACCUCCAACUUUUUCAUGUGACAUUAACCGGAUAAGUCCCAAUACUACUAUGUGCCCCCAAGAAACUGAAGCUGCGGCGUUCCAACAGUUUUUGAUACAACAAAUGGCUUCUUCCUUGACCAAAGAUCCCAAUUUCACAUCUGCUCUUGCUGCUGCCAUUUCAGGAAGAAUUUCAGACCACUCAUGAUCCGAAAAUGGUGAAAAGUGAAAAACCCUAAUUAGAGUUACCUUGUUAUCACUUGGGGAGAGAGAGAGAGAGAGAGUCAUGUGGUUUCCCCCUUUUAUUUUUUAUUUACAUCACAUAUUAUUUGAGAGUUUUAAUUAAAGUGUAAGGAUGUAAAUAGUUACCAAUUAUUCACUCACAUGUAUGCAAUUAGUAUGAGAAUCUGAAGAGUCAUCGCAUAUCAAGAAGUUAACGAA
This is a messenger RNA of Pyrus x bretschneideri (Chinese white pear), 1449 nucleotides long. Its product is annotated as probable WRKY transcription factor 40. The record is from RefSeq and is a predicted model, not a curated record. NCBI's taxonomy places the organism in Eukaryota, Viridiplantae, Streptophyta, Magnoliopsida, Rosales, Rosaceae. Gene Ontology annotation, molecular function: DNA-binding transcription factor activity; sequence-specific DNA binding. Gene Ontology annotation, biological process: regulation of DNA-templated transcription.